Macrosteles quadrilineatus (aster leafhopper) is the source of this 987-nucleotide messenger RNA. Its product is annotated as piggyBac transposable element-derived protein 3-like. The transcript has a single exon. The record is from RefSeq and is a predicted model, not a curated record. Lineage: Eukaryota; Metazoa; Arthropoda; Insecta; Hemiptera; Cicadellidae. The coding region runs from base 1 to 987 and encodes 328 amino acids.
AUGUGUGGCGAAAGUGGUGUUGUGUAUGAUUUCGUCAUUUAUCAAGGAAAAAACACAGAGAUUGACAAAGAAAACAAAGAGGUCUUCGGUUUAGGCGCAUCAGUUGCGUUACAUCUUGCUAACUCGGUACCACCUGGCUCUGAAUUGUAUUUUGACAACUUUUUUUCGUCCUAUCACCUAUUUCAAAUGCUAACAAAAAAGUCAGCUUUUGCUGCUUCUACUGUUAGGGUAGACCGCUUCGUCAAACCUCCGUUUAUGACAACUAAAGAGUUGAAAGAUAGAGGCCAUAGAGCUAUGCAAGAAGUGACAAGUCAAGACAGAGCUGUCACUCUUGUGCGGUGGAAUGAUAACCAACCUGUAACAUUGGCCUCUAACUUUGUUGGAAUAGGAAAGACUGAGACUGUAAUUCGGUGGGACAAAGACAGGAAAGCAUUUGUCGAGGUUUCCAGGCCAGAUGUUGUUGGUCUUUACAAUAAGUCAAUGGGAGGUGUCGACAAGAUUGACUUCUUAGUAGUCAUUUAUAGGACCUUCAUUCGCUCAAGGAAAUGGCCACUGAGGAUUAUUUUUCAUCUGAUUGAUUUAGCCAUAUGCAACAGUUGGCUGGAAUACCGGAAGGAUUGUGAAACCUGCAACGUCAGGAAAAAUAUGGUCAUGGACUUGUUACAGUUCAGAAUGAGUGUUGUGUACAGCCUUGGUCUAGUAGGAAGCACAAACUCUGCACGUAAAAGAGGUAGACCAAAACUACAAGACGAAGAAAUGCCUUCAACUCCCCCGCCAGCUCCAUCAGCAAGAUGUGAAUCCCGUCCCAUCGCAGCCGUUCGACUGGACACUGUUGACAAUUUUCCAAUCCACAGUAAUAAAAAAGAAGCUGGAAGGUGCAAAAAGCCACAGUGCAAGGGAAAAUCUCACAUCCGUUGUGAUAAAUGUGAAGUGUAUCUGUGCCUUUCCAAAGACCGUAACUGUUUCCGAUCUUUUCACAUGACAUAA